AUGGAUGACAAUGUUCAGGGGAAUGGAAAGAAUGUAGUGAUUGGCAUUUGUGAUGACUCUAGCAAUGAUGACGGAAAUGACGAAAAACGGUUGGAUGAAUUAACUGAAGACGAAGUCUAUCAAAUGAGAUUUGACAUGCAUGAGGAUGGAGAAACAUUCUAUAAUGCAUGUGCCAAAGUGAACGGCUUUAGUAUUCGAAACUAUAAUAUGCACAAGGACAAUGCUGGGCCUCGUGGUAUCCCUUUUUUCCGCUCCCACGGGAAGGUUAGUAGUUCUGAUAAAGCAUCAGCCAAUAUUAUGCAUAAAGUUGGUAUUAAAACAAGUCACAUAAUGGAUUUUGCGGCUCAACACUCCGGUGGAUAUGAAUCUGUCGAAUACACGCAAAAAGAUCUUUACAAUCAUUUUACAGCUCAGCGCAAUAUAGAGGUUGUGGAUGGUGAUGCGGAAGAUUAUAUGUGCUUUGGAGAUGUGCUAAUAUUUGAUGCGACUUAUCGGACAAAUACAUAUCAAAAGCUGUUGGUGAUACUAGUUGGAGUUAAUAGUCACUUUCAAACAGCAAUUUUUGGUUGUGUAUUGUUGAAUGUUGAGGCUUAUACAUGGGUGUUGGAAAGAUUUCUUGAUUCCACGGACUACAAGAAGCCUGUGUCGCUAACUUUGAGAAACAUAUCAAUGUCAACUGAAGAAGAGUUUGAAGUUGCAUGGAAGAAUCUUUUGGACGACGAUAGCCUUCACCUAAACAAGUGGGUGGUAGAUGUUUAUAAAAAGACCUUAUGGGCAGAGGCAUACCUACGAGCAUUUGAUAGGGCUCUUGCAAAACUUCAUCAUAAUGAGGUUAAGACACAAGUUGAAACAUUUGAUCUCAGUCAUGAAAAUGGAGCGCAUGAGAGAAAUAUCCUCUGGUUUGAUCUUACAGAGGUGGACAAAAUUGGCGAAAUCCUUCCCCCUGCAUAG
Messenger RNA from Rhododendron vialii, 951 nucleotides. RefSeq names its product protein FAR1-RELATED SEQUENCE 11-like. The record is from RefSeq and is a predicted model, not a curated record. The coding region runs from base 1 to 951 and encodes 316 amino acids. Gene Ontology annotation, biological process: regulation of DNA-templated transcription. Lineage: Eukaryota; Viridiplantae; Streptophyta; Magnoliopsida; Ericales; Ericaceae. The transcript has 6 exons.